AAUGUCUGGCAGGUGGCGAGGAUACCCACACAGACCUCUGGAGCCGAGGCCUGAUGGCGCUGGCUGGCAGAACACGGUGACUGCAGUGGCUGUGAGCAGGAAGGGGAAUGUAGGCUGUGCCGGAGUCAGCGGCCUAGGGAGCCGAACGGCCCUGGUGCCAGCCUGCCGCCUGGUGGCAGCAGUGGUGCCCAGGGUGCUCUGAUGAAUCCCUGGGCACACGCCCAUCAUGUGGCAGCCCUCAGGAGGAGGGGCUGAGCGGGCAAAGUGAAGGAUGUAGAGAAAGGGUCCAUUCUUCCUGGGCCUCAGUCCUGCCUGGCCUGGGAGGCGGGAGGCAAAGAAAUGUGAGGGCCUAGGCGACCACUCCAGGGAGAGGUGGGGAGUCGGCCAAGGGCCCAGCAGGCUGGUGCUGGGGAGCUUGGGGUCCUGGCUGGGAAGUGACCAGAUUGGUCGAGAAGCAGGGGCACCUGGGCUGGCAUCUGUCCGGCCAGGGAGACGGUGAGUGUGGGAGGGCCCUGGGGGUGCAUCGGGCCCCACUGGGGGCACCAUGAGCUGAGCGGAUGCCUGCAGCAGGAGGCCCCUUCCCGCUUGCUGGGGGGACGAUGCUUGCACAGGGCUCACAGAGGAGGCUGCUGGGCAUCCUCAACUCCACCCCCCCAGCCACCCCCCACCCCGGACCGGCCCCAAACCAGACAGACCCCUGGUGCCUGGAGGUGUCCGUUCCCGACGGGCUCUUCCUCAGCCUGGGGCUGGUGAGCCUGGUGGAGAAUGUGCUGGUGGUGGCUGCCAUCGCCAAGAACCGCAACCUACACUCACCCAUGUACUUCUUCAUCUGCUGCCUGGCCGUGUCGGACCUGCUGGUGAGCGUGAGCAAUGUGCUGGGCACGGCCGUGGCGCUGCUGCUGGAGGCGGGCGCGCUGGCGGCCCAGGCGCCCGCGGUGCAGCAGCUGGACGACGUCCUGGACGUGCUCAUCUGCGGCUCCAUGGUGUCCAGCCUCUGCUCCCUGGCCGCCAUCGCGGUGGACCGGUACAUCUCCAUCUUCUACGCGCUGCGCUACCACAGCAUCGUGACCCUGCCCCGGGUGUGGCGGGCCAUCGCGGGCAUCUGGGUGGCCAGCGUGGCCUCCAGCACCCUCUUCAUCGCCUACUACACCCACACGGCCGUCCUGCUCUGCCUGGUCAGCUUCUUCGCGGCCCUGCUGGCACUCAUGGCGGUGCUCUACGCCCGCAUGCUGGCGCAGGCCUGCCAGCACACCCGGGGCAUCGCCCGGCUGCACAAGAGGCAGCGCCCUGCCCCCCAGGGCCUCGGCCUCAAAGGGGCUGCCACCCUCACCACCCUGCUGGGCAUCUUCUUCCUCUGCUGGGGCCCCUUCUUCCUGCACCUCCUGCUCAUCGUCCUCUGCCCUCAGCACCCCACCUGCCACUGCGUCUUCCGGAACGUCCCCCUCUUCCUGGCCCUCGUCAUCUGCAACACCAUCGUGGACCCGCUCAUCUACGCCUUCCGCAGCCCCGAGCUCCGGAAGACACUCCAGGAGGUGCUGCAGUGCUCCUGGUGAGCGGGCGCCGAGGGCCACGGCCAGGUGCCUGCCGGCUGGGGGAGGGGAGCCAUCCCAUGGCCCGCUCCUGUGUGGCCGGGCAGUCACUGGCCAGGAAGGACAGACUAAGUGAUCGCCGAAGGUGUGGGCGCACUGACCCUCUGGGCCAGAGAGGAGUCAGCAGACAUCUCCAGGAGUUGUGGGGGUUACGGGAAGCUGGGGAGAUGGGGCCACAGGCACAGGGCAGGCCUGGGCUCCUGGACCGACAUGGCCCACACGGGAGACAUCCCCCUGCACCCAGAGAUAGGCGAGGACCCACCUGAGCCCGCCCAUCGGGAGGUGAAGUCCGUGGCUGGCAGAGCACCGAGGACCUCAAGAGAAGGGACUGUGAUGAGCAGGACCGCGCCUCACGGGGAAAGGAGUGAGGUCCUGUCCCGGGCAGGGGGACGUGUCCGCAGGAGCCGCAGUGGGCACGGGGCUGAUCUGGGGCUUGUGGUGCUGGAGAGCUGGGGGCUCGGCCCAUUUGUUUGCACCACACAGGCCCCUCAGAUCGUGCCCACCACUGCCUGCUCAGGCCGAGGCCACAGCCAUUAGUUGGAAUUAGUGACCAGUACCCGGGGCCGGGAAGCAUCUGGGAAUAAAUGCUGUGCUUGGAGCAGCUCCAUGGCCGUCCAUGUUGGCUCAUUGCAAAGGUGCUUGAUGCUUGAGGGUGGAGAGCCAUGGAGUGGCCUGGUGGGAGUGAGGUAGGUAGAGUUAUAUAUCCCAGAACCCCCACAGGGCCCAGCAUGCCUGAAGCCCCAGCCCCGUUGUACCUGCUCUGAUGCUGCGUCUGCCUUCUCUGUAAAUGUGAACCCGGCCCCGGGCAGCCGGAGGGAGGAGUCCUCCCCAGGCACCUCCAUGGGGAGGAGGCUGACUGGUCCCAGCUGCCCUCGGCUGCAGCAGAAGCAGGACCUCCGUGACCCUCUGUGACCUUGGCCAGAGCACAGCCGGCCCUCCUCCUGGCCUGCUCUGGGUCACCCCCAGGGGGUCCAAGGUGCAGGGUGGGUCAGGACGGGUUCUCGUUCCUCCAGCCCUACCAGCCCUGGCAGAUAUUCGAGCCAAGGCGGCCCAGAAUGGGGCGAGGCUGUCCAGUGGCUGCAGGCGGUGUCCCUGGGAUUGGUAUCAGGGGUGGGCCCUGCUGCAUGGUGUUGGGGGCCCUGAGGUCCUCCCUGUGCUGAAACUCGGGGCCUCUUUCCGGGGAGCCACUGGUUCCUCCAGACGCCGAGCAUGCAGCCAGCCCCAUUCCUGGUACAAGCUGCAUGGAGGGGAAAGUGACGGCAUCAGCCAACUCCCAGGUAGUUCUAGAUGCGUCUGCAACCGCCUGAGCAGUCUCCACCCCACCCUGCUGGCAGCUCCAGCCCUGACUGCUGCCUUGGGGCUGGGAGCUGGUUCCCGGCAGGGCCAGCCUUUCUGGAAGAUGGACAGGACGGCGAGUCAGCCUGGAGCCCUCUGGGGAUGGAGGGGAGCCGGCUGGUCUGACUCCAUUCCACAGGGAGGCCAGCCAGAGGGGUCCUGCCCUACGGGAUGCUGCAAAGCUUCUGCUGCUCAGACAGGGAGGCACAGCCAAAAGCUCACCAAGGACCCCCUGAGUGGGGACGGGCGGAGCCCCAGUGGCCAGUAGCCAACCACAGAAAGCCACCUCAUGGACAUGCGGGGGAGGGGCUUCUCUUGAGAACAAAAGACCCGCUUCUAGGCUUGCCAAAUCGGGGAGCUUCAGGAGGAGGGGGGAGAGCGGGCCGGACACGGCCACACCCCACCAGCCCCCUCCUGGGCACACACUCAGGACACAGGUGUGCCCGAGCUCUCUCAGCUGACGACGGGA
Messenger RNA from Pipistrellus kuhlii (Kuhl's pipistrelle), 3393 nucleotides. RefSeq names its product melanocortin 1 receptor (gene MC1R). Gene Ontology annotation, cellular component: membrane. The transcript has a single exon. Gene Ontology annotation, biological process: G protein-coupled receptor signaling pathway. The record is from RefSeq and is a predicted model, not a curated record. NCBI's taxonomy places the organism in Eukaryota, Metazoa, Chordata, Mammalia, Chiroptera, Vespertilionidae. Gene Ontology annotation, molecular function: melanocyte-stimulating hormone receptor activity. The coding region runs from base 558 to 1553 and encodes 331 amino acids.